This is a messenger RNA of Lindgomyces ingoldianus, 966 nucleotides long. RefSeq lists its product as uncharacterized. The coding region runs from base 1 to 966 and encodes 321 amino acids. Lineage: Eukaryota; Fungi; Ascomycota; Dothideomycetes; Pleosporales; Lindgomycetaceae. The transcript is spliced from 9 exons. The record is from RefSeq and is a predicted model, not a curated record.
AUGCAACCCAAAAGUCAAAUCUCCUCUCACAACAAAAUGUGCAAUCACGCUGCCUGCUUGGGCACAUCUGCUACCCCAACUACACCGCUUCUCGAAAGACUCAGUAUCCAAGGCCUCGAACCGCAAUUCAUGACCUACGAAGCCCAGCGUAGAACUUACGACCUGGGAAAUAUCGACGUGCAAAAGGAAGAGAACUCUGUACCUAAGAUCGUAGUGAACCUUGUGAAAAAUUGCUGUGGGAUAGCGAAAGGAAUGGGAUUGUUAGUUGCAGCUAUAAAUGGGGUUUGGUGUUGGGGAGGUGAUAUGUCUAUCUCUGGGUUAAACCGGAAUGGUAGUGCACAAUGGAGAAUAUUAAUCGGAGUUGUUCAAUUCCCAGGUCAGUGCUUCGGACUGACAACACCGUACCUACUAAUUCAGGCCCUAGCACGCACAGGAUGUCGUGUAAAUGGACUUGGUGCCGAAGUCAACCUAGGACCUUCCAAGCGCCGAGUGCAGGGCAUACUCCCACCACACAGAUCGACAUCAAAGGACGCAUCAAUUGAGGUCGAAGCAAAAAAGCAGUUAGGAUUGUUUGGAAAGAACUCGUCUGUACUCUCAUCCUCGCGAUCAAAUCUUGCAAAGCAUUGCCAGAAAGUUCUACGCACCGCUCCAACAGAGUGGCUCGCUAAAGGCCUUCAAGUGCGACGACAGCAUUACCAAAUUCGAAAGAGCGGGCGUUUAGCCUCCCUACUGUUUCACCUAGCUCCAAUACCCGGAAAUACUAUUUCGCUUCCUCGCACCGCCUUUGGAUACGCUCUUUUCGCCAUGAACUCGGUUCCUCAUGACUUUGAACAUUCUAUCACAAGCAUUGUCUUCUCCCUUCCACUAGAGAGCUCUAAUACUGAGUCACGGUAUAAUGUAGAUAGUAGACUGCAGUACAAAACGCUCAAUAUAUUGGUAUUUACACCGAUCUUGACUCCACACUGA